AUGGAUUGCGACACUGAUGAAGGUCACAAUCAGGCAGAGAAGCCCUUGACUUCUGCCACCUCACCAACCGAACACUCCUCCCCUCUUACGACAGCAUCGCAAACGCCCGAAGACAGUCCAGAACAACAUGCAGGCAAGACCACCGUCACGAAAACCCCACCCGAAUGUCUUCGCAUUAUGCUACCUCACCUUCCCCGUCGACAGGGACGGGCAUGGCUUUUCAGAUUUGAUGAAGGCGUGUUGAUGAAGCAGAGCCGCGAAACUCGGAGUAGCGAGAGUGCUGCAAUGCAGUACGUCCGAGAACAUGCACCAAGCGUGCCAGUGCCAGAGGUGUAUCACUCCAACUUCAAGUGCGCGGGUUUAGGGCGAAUCUUCAUGGAAGAGAUUCCUGGCGACACCCUCGAAAAAGUGUGGCCCAGCCUCGCCCCCAGUCAGAAGGAACAAGCCUGCCAAGACAUAUGGGACAUCAUCAUGGCCCUGCGACAGAUUCCAAGGCCCGAGAACAUACCACCUGAGAAAUGUUUUUACACCACCGUCGAUGGUUCGCCCAUGUACCCACAGGGUAGAUUAACUGGCAACUCGACGUUGCCACUGGACGAGAAUUUGCACAAGACUGAUGAUGCCCUGCGAAAUUUCAUAGUACAGCGGUACCGUGAGAACCAUGGUCCAGACGAAGAAGUCAAGCGCAACUUUCCCCGCUCCGAGACUGCUGUCUUCACCCACGGCGACAUCCAUCCCAGGAAUAUCAUGGCCUCCGAGCACGGUCGUAUCACCAGCCUGCUCGACUUCGAGUAUGCUGGAUUCAUGCCUGAAUACUGGGAGGACAUGGGAAUGUUCCUGGAAGUGUGGGAGGAGGAUCGAGACUGGGCAGAUACAAUGAUUCGGACGAAGCCGAGCGAUUGGGACUUUGAUGCUACGCGUGCUCUAUGCAGAAAGGCCAAGAGGGUCCUUCACUGGUGA
Messenger RNA from Diaporthe amygdali, 960 nucleotides. RefSeq lists its product as uncharacterized. The transcript has a single exon. The record is from RefSeq and is a predicted model, not a curated record. NCBI's taxonomy places the organism in Eukaryota, Fungi, Ascomycota, Sordariomycetes, Diaporthales, Diaporthaceae. Bases 1 to 960 code for a protein of 319 amino acids.